Molecule: messenger RNA, 4205 nt
Organism: Silurus meridionalis
Lineage: Eukaryota; Metazoa; Chordata; Actinopteri; Siluriformes; Siluridae
Gene: ppp6r2a
Product: protein phosphatase 6, regulatory subunit 2a
Exons: 25
Coding region: 736-3288 (850 amino acids)
Cellular component (GO): nucleus; cytosol
Molecular function (GO): protein phosphatase binding; protein phosphatase regulator activity
Source: RefSeq, a predicted model, not a curated record
GAGGGAAAUAAAGGAAUGAACCAGAAGCAGAGGAGCAGCACCCCAAGUACAGUUUGUGAAAGUCAGGAGGGUUCAGGAAACAGUUCCACUCUCCAGACCAUUUGGCGGCGGUAGUGCAACUAUCACCAACCAAAGGAAAAACAAAUACGAAUGCGACGAAACGACGAGAAAGAAGAAGAAGAAGAAGACGAGGAAGAAGAAAACGGCGGCGGAGGCGGCGGCAUGGCAGCGCACUGGCGCCCCCUGUUGACCUGCGCGGCUCUGAGCCUCAGCGCUCCUGUGGUGGAGUUCCGCCAUUUUGAAUCGAAGAAGAAGAAGAGUUGUUCUGCUCGCAUGUGAGGAUCGGAGAGUGUGGAGCUUAGCGUCAGGAGAGCAGUUACAUCCGACUAUCAUGUGUGUUCCCGGGGACACCUAACUCUCCGGCUCUUACCGAGUCUGUGGAGCGGAAACAGAACCUGAGAGCUUCCCCGAGCAAAACACAUCCUCCGUGUGUGUCUGUGCGCGCGCGCGUGUAUGUAUGUGCAGUUAAACUCGGAGCUGAACUCGAGUGUCCAUCUGAGGUGUUUGUGUGGUGAGGAGGCUCUGGUGGGAAGCAGACUCCAUGCUGAUUACUGCUAGUUUGCUCCAUGCUUUCUGCAGUCUGCCACUCCAAUGCCUGUCUACUCGUGGGGAAGGUGUAAUUAAGGAUUCACUCAUUUCAUCUGCUGGCACGUGCUUUCUCUUCCAGCUGUGGCCAUGUUCUGGAAGUUUGACCUGCACACCACCUCCCAUAUCGACCAGCUGCUUGAUAGGGAGGAUGUAACUCUGAGGGAGCUGAUGGAGGAGGAAGAUCUCCUGCAGGAGUGCAAGGCACAGAACCACCGUCUCCUGCUCUUCCUAUCACAGGACCACUGCAUGCUUGAGCUGGUCAGUCUCAUCACAGAGGAACCUUCUUCUGACCUGGAGGAGAAAACACGCUUCAAACUUCCAAAUAUUGCCUGCGAUCUCCUCACCUCCGAUGUGAGCACCAUUAACGACAAGUUGGGUGGAGAUGUAUCUCUGCUGGAGAAGCUUUACAGUCUUCUGGAGCAGGAUCCACCUCUCAACCCGCUGCUUGCCUCGUUCUUCAGCAAAACCAUCGGUAACCUGAUAGCACGCAAAACAGAGCAGAUGAUCUCGUUCCUGAGGAAGAAACACAACUUCAUCAGCCUGGUGUUGAACCACAUAGACGUGUCCCCCAUGAUGGAUCUGCUCCUGCGUCUUAUCAGCUGUGUGGAGCCAGCACCCCUCAGACAGGAGGUUCUCAAUUGGCUGAAUGAGGAGCGACUGAUCCAGAGGCUGACUGAGCUCAUGCACACAGGGAGAGACGAGGAGAGACAAUCAAAUGCAUCGCAGACUCUGUGUGACAUCAUUCGUCUCAGUCGAGAUCAGGCCAUUCAGAUCCCAGAGGCCGUUGAACCAGAUCCGUUACUGGCAGUCCUGGAGUCAGAGGAGAAUGUGGCGCAGCUUUUGAAGAGCAUGUUUGAGAAGAUGACCAGUGAAGCCUCUAUAGUCAAUGGAACUCAAGUUCUUCUGACGUUACUGGAGUCGAGGAGGACAGGGCUGGAGGGUCUAAUGGAGCUGUAUUCUCAGGGAUGUGAAAGGUCUUACACUGUCAACAGCAGUAUUCUACGUACUAUUGAGCCUCAUCUAAAGGACUUCCAACAGCUUCUACUGGACCCUCCCAAGAAAAGUGCAAUACUCACAACUGUUGGUGUUCUGGAGCAGCCGCUGGGGAAUGCACGCCUUCAUGUGGCCAGGCUGGUGGCAUCGCUGCUGCAAACAAGCGACAACAGCAUCUGCCAAGAACUCUGCAGGCUUAACACCAUGGACCUUCUGCUGGAUUUAUUCUUUAAAUACACCUGGAAUAACUUCUUGCACUUUCAAGUAGAGAUGUGUGUGACCUCGAUCCUGAACCACUCAUCUCACAUGGAUCUGCAUCCCUCAGUUCUCCAAAACCAUGAAGAGAAGCCUCACUCUGAAGGCCAGAAUGUCAACCCAGACGCACCAAAUGAACCAACCCGUGCUGCCUUGGUUACCAAUCUCUUCCAACAGUGUCGCUUGGUGCAAAGGAUUCUGGAUGCAUGGGAGGAGAACGACAGAAUUCAAGCUGAGGGUGGGACCAGGAGAGGUAACAUGGGUCAUUUGACUCGGAUCGCCAACACUGUGGUUCAGAACCUGGAGAAAGGACAGGUCCAGUCUCAGAUUAAUGAUCUCAUUAAAGAACUUCCUGAGGACUGCAGGGGGCGGUGGGAGAGCUUUGUGGGAGAAACCCUCAGAGAAACGAACAGGAGAAACACUGUAGACUUGGUCAGCACACACAACCUGCAUUCUUCUAGUGAAGAUGAUGACAUGGAAAGCCCGUUUCCCAAUGAUCUGUCUAUCCAACAGGCAUUCUCCGAAUAUCAGAUUCAGCAGAUGACUGCUAACUUUGUAGAUCAGUUUGGCUUCAAUGAUGAGGAGUUCAGUGAACAUGAUGAAACUAUCAAUGCUACUUUUGAUCGAAUUGCUGAGAUUAACUUCAGUAUUGAUGCAGAUGAUAAUAGUGCGAGUGCUGCUGCCUUUGAAGCUUGCUGUAAGGAGAGAAUACAGCAGUUUGAUGACUGUGAAGAGGAAGAAGACAUUUGGGACGAUAAAGAGAUCAGCUAUGCAACUCAAGUGAAAUCCCGAUCCAGGUUUGGUGUGUCUUUAUCUUCAGGAGGCUCACCUAAGGUUUCUGUGAGCAAUGGGAAGCUGGGCCGCGGGUCGGCCGAUAAGGAUGGGGGGAGUCAGGUUUCUACACAAGUGGCAACCAGCCCUAAAUCCCCCACACCACAGACUCCAGAAAGUCCCACAUGUUUAGGUGAUUUCAGUGAAGUGAAGGACACUGCCUGGGGUUCUGCCUCCAACCAGGCCAAUAAGGAGCAUCAUGGUACAGGAUGGGCCAAUUUCACAGAGUUUCACCCUUUCUGCAGCAGCUCUAAAAACUCAAAGAACCAGUCAGAAAAGAAAGAUCAGAAGGCCCCUGUGCUAGCUCCAGACUCGGGAGGCUUUGAUGGUGAAGAUGAUGUGGGAACAGACAAGACUGAGGAUGAACCCAAAGCAGCAGGCAACCAAAAAGCAGCAGACACUCAGAUGUGCAGUGAUGCACUUGGUGAGACACUGCAGAAGCUCACUAUUACAGAUGCAGCAGAGUCCCAGACACCGACAUCCGAUUCAGAGAACACCACUGUGACCGACAAGAGAUUUGGUUUUGAGGUCAAGAUAAAUGAAGUGAUGGAUCAGAAUUGAAGCUUUAAUUUUGAGGUUUGAUGACACCACACCCAAUGGGCCGAUCUGAAAGUGUUGAACGUGAAACCAGACAAAAUCCCCUCCAAACCCACUUCUUUGCCACUUCUGUUCUUACUCGGAAAAACAGUACCACUUUUGGUGUUAAAGUAAAAAUGCUGCCAAGUUUAUUGAACGUGGAUCUACCAAUCAGCGUGCCCCAGUGAAGGAGAAGGGAUGUGUAGCACACGCCCAGGAACCAGAACUGUGCUCACAGGAGCUUUUAUUUCUUUCAACUUUGUAUGAAAUUUGCAGUUUUUAAUGUAGCAGUUAUGGGUUUAUUUUUCAGUUAGAUCAUUAAGAAUUGUCUUCUUUUUUUUUCUCCUUUGUUUAAUUUCCUAUUUUUUAUUUGCAUCCGGUGCGAUCGCAGUAACAGCAGGGUGUGGCAGCAGAGCACAGGAUGUCCAAUCACCCUCAUCUGUCUUUCACUCCAAUCACACGUGUUCAUAUGCACAUCUGCAGCCUUUAACAUGUAUUUAAACACCGCGUCUGUAAUCACUUUCCUACACCUCACAGUACAACUCGUGCACGUCAGUGGAACCCCAUCCGAAUAGGGCUCACGUCUCCUUGUGUGCAAUAAUGACAUUUCAGCCCACACUGUUCGCAUUGAUGGUGAGGUGUUUCUUCAGGUUCUGAACUUUCUGCAGAGCUUUAUAAAUUGUGUAAACGGCAGCGUAUGAUUUAUUUUUGGUUGCUAUAAAGAAUUUUGUCCUUUUCUUUUCAAAUCAGCAAAUUUCAAAUUGUAUGUUUUUGUUUUUUUUCCUUGUGUACUGCUUUUCCUGAGUAUUUGUUUUCCCCGACAAAGCACUUUUAAUGACGAAUCUUGCCUUAAAGUCUUUUAAUUGAUACCGUGUCAAUCACAAAAAACUAACGAGAGUGAA